This is a messenger RNA of Synchiropus splendidus (mandarinfish), 1628 nucleotides long. Its product is annotated as neuferricin. The coding region runs from base 265 to 1047 and encodes 260 amino acids. Lineage: Eukaryota; Metazoa; Chordata; Actinopteri; Syngnathiformes; Callionymidae. Gene Ontology annotation, cellular component: membrane; endomembrane system. The transcript is spliced from 4 exons. The record is from RefSeq and is a predicted model, not a curated record.
GGCCGGGCUGUCUUCCGCGAAGCCGGGGCUCUCGGUUUCUACGUCUUCCUCGUCGGCGCUGCCACCUCCGCAGCCACUCUCUGCGUUCCCCAUGGUUGUUUUACGGGGUCGAAUAAAGCCCGAGGAUCCGUGCGGUCUGUGGACGACAGUUUGGGCGCACUAGAACCGGUCUGCGAACAGACCUCUCUAACCUACAGCCCCACUGUUGCUUCUCCCUUACUACCGCAUUGACGCACACUACGUCAAAGCGUCGGAACGUCGAAAAUGCAAUUUUGCGCAUGCGCGCAAGAUGACACCGGUACAAUGCUAAGCUAUGUUAUUGUUGUGCUGUUAUCUGCUGUCGUUGCUUUUUACCUCUUUCCAAUGGAGCAGCCAUUAACGUUUGGAAAUGGAGCAGAGAGACUGUUUAGCAAGAGGGAAUUGCCAUUAUAUGACGGGGAGGAAGGCAGCAAAGGGCUGUAUGUGGCUGUACUGGGUCAAGUUUUUGAUGUACAGAAGGGACUGAAGCACUAUGGACCAGGGGGCGCUUAUCACUUCAUGGCAGGUAAAGACGCCUCCCUGGCCUUCAUCACGGGAGACUUUACAGAAAGUGGCCUGAUCGAUGAUGUGUCCAGUCUGUCUCCACUGCAGGUGGUGUCUCUGUUUGACUGGUUGGCUUUCUAUCAGAGAACCUACCCAGCUGUUGGUUUGGUCGUUGGUCGAUUCUACACAGAGACAGGGCAGCCAACAGAGGUCCUGGAGCAAGUCAGGGCUGAUCUCGCAGAAGGGCAGAGGAUAAAGGCUCAGUCAAACGCUGAGAUGUUGCUGUUUCCACCUUGUAACUCCGAAUGGAGCCCUGCUCGAGGAGGACGAGUCUGGUGCUCAACUAAAAGUGGGGGUGUGGAACGAAACUGGGAAGGUGUUCCAAGAAAACUGUUCUCUCCUGGUUCGAGCAGCGCUCGCUGUGUUUGUGUACAAGACCCAUCUGCAGCUGACGAAAAUCCAAACCUACAGCAAUAUGAAGACUGUCCUUCUCAUUCUGACUCGUGUACCAUCAAAGCAUUUUAGUUUUGGUAGAAAAAGGACAAUAUUUUCCCUGUGUUUUAGCAGCCGGUUCUGAUUCAUAUGAGCCUUUAGAAUAAAAAAGACAGAUGCAUGAGCAUGUUGUAUGAUUACCUUUAUGUAAAUUGCCUUCCCUUUCACUAAAAGGAUACACCAGGAAGAGACUGGGCUAGAUAUCUGAGCGUACAGAUACGAUACAAUGUGCAUAAAAGAUUAAACAAUGUGCAUAAAAGAUUAACAGAAGCAAGAUUAAGGUUUGUCACACUGACAAGCACAAACUGCAUUUAAGUACAAAAACAGUUGUAGUGGUCAAAAAUAUCACACAUUUAUCUGUACAAUACUUGGAGGCCUCACAAUCUGGCCAUCACUUUACAUUUUCCCAAAGCCAUCAGAAAUAUCACAUGAUCUCAGUAAAGUGCACCUGUAAGGGUUUGAAAUCAAGAAAAAGUAUCACACGAUAGCUUGAGACAGAUUGAGAAAUAAUUGAAUGGAUCAAGAUACACGCACACGCAAACAAAACACUCGUUCUGGCAACUUAUGGAAUGUGUAAAUUGAGCGAAGAACGUUACAUAAAGGCUACAAGUUCA